Messenger RNA from Sander lucioperca (pikeperch), 966 nucleotides. RefSeq lists its product as uncharacterized. The record is from RefSeq and is a predicted model, not a curated record. The transcript is spliced from 5 exons. Bases 35 to 727 code for a protein of 230 amino acids. Lineage: Eukaryota; Metazoa; Chordata; Actinopteri; Perciformes; Percidae.
UAUCUUUGGGGGAAUAGAUGGCUAUUCAAGAAAGAUGAUGUACCUUAAGGUAGCAGACAACAACCGAUCUGAUACCCACCUGGCAUUCUUCAAUGAAGCUGUGAAUGAGCAUGGGUUUCCUCUGAGAGUGAGAGGAGAUCACAGAGGAGAAAAUGUGGGGAUAGCGGAAUUAAUGUUCUCAGUUCGUGGAACUGACAUUAACAGCUUCAUUGCGGGGAAAAGCGUACACAAUCAGCGGAUUGAGCACCUCUGGCGUGAUUUGUUCAUGAGUGUUACAGGAGUGUAUUACAAUAUCCUGCACUCUCUUGAGGACAAACACCUACUUGACAUCAGCAACGUCCUACACAUAUUCUGCUGCCACUAUGUUUUCCUACCGCGCAUUCAGGCAAGCCUAGAUGUCUUCAGUGAUGCGUGGGACAACCAUCCCAUCAGGACUGAGCAGAACCUGACACCAAAUCAGUUGUGGCAGGUGGGCCAGGCCCUUAACCCCAUUGCAGAUCCUGAUUCUGAGGGAAUACCCAUCCCAGAGAUUCAAUGGGAGGAGAGUGGCUACACAAAUGAGCCUCAUUCCGGGGUCAAUAUCCCUGAACUGGACAGUCCUCUUUUGGAUCUGGAAAUGAUAGCACUGCGAGACAACAUGGAUCCAUUGCAGCAAUCUGAAUGUUUCGGGGCAGAUAUAUACCUCAACACUGUCCAAUACGUUGAGAACUUAAUUGAGGCAAGAUAAAAGAGCAUGUGGCUCUCUUGCCACUUUCCAGUGGCUUCCUGUGACUUGGACCAAAAAUUUAACAGAAGCUACUUUAGAACAUUUCAAAUGAUAUUUUGACUGUGCCUUAUGCUAGGAUCCCAGGAUCCUCCAUACUAAUUGACACUACAAAUGAAUACAGUAAGUUAGGAUGAAUUUUAUAAAUAAGAAAUUUGUGUCUGGGCAUUUUAUUUUGAAAAGGAAAAGAAAAUCCACCCCUA